UUCAGUGAUGAAAGUUUAGUUACAGUUUACCAUGGCUUUGACGUGAGUAAUGGUGUAACGUCAGACAAGAAACUGUCAUUACUUUUUUAUAUUAUAUAUAUUAUACCUUUAACGGUAAAAUUAUAUUAAAGAAGUAAAGGAUUUUCCUCAAAUAAAACAUGAGGACUUUGCAUUUUGUUUCGAUAAUGCUAUUAUUGCAUAAUGGAAAAGGUCAGGGCAUGUUUGAUUUUUUCGGAUUUGGCGGGGGAAUGGCCGACCCAUAUGGUGGAGCUAUGGUAGAUCCUUUUAUGGGUGGUGGUGGUGGCAUGGGUGGAGGCUUUGGGGCAGGACCAUCAGCACCAAUCGGACCCGACCCUUCGUUGCAGGACGCUCGUUUAACAAUGGCUGAAGAACAAAUGGCAGAGGUUAUGGGUGAAAGUCCACAAAGUAGUCCAGAACGACAAAGAAUAGAUCGUCUUAUUAAACAGACUGGUGGGCAGUUUAUGGGAGAUGCUGCUCCGCUGAAUUACUUAGUACAAGAAUAUUUAAUGACUACCCCAGGGCCAGUUCCCCCACCUGCACCACAACCAAGACAAAAAAGAAAACAAAGAAAAGUUAAACAACGACUAGGGAAAAUGAGAAAUAGAAAUAGACAAGGUGGAGGGCAAAACAACAUGAAUGCGCCAAACAUGAAUAUCAGGCCAACAGGCGCAAGUAUGCAACCACCAGCACCAAAACCUACCCGACCUACUGGCCGAAUGGGAAAUCCAGCUCCCUACAUACCACAAAGACCACAAGCACCUGUUAACCAGGCUAUGAACCAGGGUCAAAUGAAUCAAUUGCCACCAGCAAACACUAACAUGUAUCAAAAUCAAGCACCUACAAACACAAACAACCGAGCUUUCAAAAGUCAACCUCAACCAUAUAAUCAAGGUUUUCCAGCUCAACCUCCGACAAAUAACAACCAAGCUUUCAAAAGUCAACCUCAACCAUAUAAUCAAGGUUUUCCAGCUCAACCUCCGACAAAUAACAACCAAGCUUUCAAAAGUCAACCUCAACCAUAUAAUCAAGGUUUUCCAGCUCAACCUCCGACAAAUAACAACCAAGCUUUCAAAAGUCAACCUCAACCAUAUAAUCAAGGUUUUCCAGCUCAACCUCCAACAAAUAUGAACCAAGCUGCUCUAAAACCAACUCGGAAAGUCUUUCAAGGACAUUCUUCAAAUAUACAAGCGCCACCUGCACAUCAAAGACAACAAAACAUGAAUAUUAACCAAGGCAAUAAUCAUGCUCCUCAGGGGCAGCAGAACAACAAUAACAAAGCUGGUACUUCUAAAUCAACAUUAGGUGUUGCAGCAAACAGACUUAAGCGAAUUGAAGGGCGCAUAAAUUCCGUAAAUAGUCAAUUGAUACAAGCUCGACAGAUGAACAACAUGGCGCAAAUUGCUGAUUUGCAAUCACAGUUAGAAGCUCUUAAUGGUGUUAAGCAAAUUUUGACUGGUGGUUCUGCGAAAUCAAACGAGAUAAAAACUAUUCGAGGAAGAGCAAACGCUAACACACAAGUCGCCCCUCCGCAAAAUAAGUUACAACAAAAUAGUGCUGGUCCGCAACAGAUUUUAAGAACAAACGGACCGACGCAAGUUCCUUAUGGUCCACCCAAAAAUAACAAUAAUAUGAAUAAUGUCAAAAGAAAACCGACCCAAGUUCCAUACGGGCCACCGCAUAUUGGAAAUAAUCAAAAUAAUGUCAACAAUAAACAAAGUCAAAAGUCUUUCGGGCCACCUCAGAUCUCAGGUGUAAACAAUAGAAACACACAGAUUCAAUUUGGACCACCUCCCAUGAGAAGAAGUAACAGAAAUAAUUUCAAUAAUAACCCAUCUAAUACUAAUAAUUUUCAAGAGAGAAACGUAGGUGGAGGUAAGUUUGCACAAACAUGGAGACAUAAAGUUUCUGCGCCUGCUAAACCUCCCCAAUCUAUCCAGAAUCCAUACCCGACUGCAAACAAUGGAAAUGCGUAUAAUCAGGGAAAUACAGGAUUAAAUAAUAAUCACCGAAAACCACCUGUAAAUGUCAAUAUUCAACCGUAUCAAAACACUGGCCCUGGAGCUGAUCCUUAUGCAACAAAUAAUGUAGCAAAUAUCCAAGCAACAGCACCUUAUGAUGCAUAUCCGUCAGCCUCUGCUCCGUACGAUCAACGAAUGAGCCAACAAGCAGCAACGUAUGAUCCUUACCCGUCUGCGCAAGCGCCGUAUGACCCAGGCAUGGGUCAACAAACUGCAGCGUAUGAUCCAGGCAUGGGUCAACAAGCUGCAGCGUAUGACCCAGGCAUGGGUCAACAAGCUGCAGCGUAUGACCCAUAUCCGUCUGUCCAACCUCCGUAUGACCCCGGCAUGAGUCAACAGACAGCAGCAGCCUAUGAUCCUUAUCCGUCGGCUCAACCCCCGUAUGACUCAGGCAUGGGCCAACAAGCAGCACCAUAUAGUUCGCAAACAUUAUCUUAUGACCCACACGCCCCUGCUUAUCAGAGAGACAAUUUACAACAGCCUAUGCACGAUCCGUAUGCUCCUUUAGGUCCAGGUAUUGGCCAACAAGGAAUGUAUGCAAACAAUGCACCUGCACCGAAUCGGCGGCAGCAACGUAGAAAACAAGGCCGAAGAAGGGGUGGGGCUAGAAGAGGCGGAGGUAGAAGAGCGGGGGCAAGAAGGGGUGGAGCCAAUGCACCACUGGCAACGGAUGCACCAAUAGGAACAACGGUUGCUCCCCAAUUGGGUGACACUAAAUUAAUUCGCGGUGUAGAACAUAUAUAUACAGAUGCCGAUGGAUAUGACACCUUUCAAUGGAUAAAGAAAAGUUUGAUUCCAAAGAGUCAACUGGAUCAUCUGCCACAGGCUGGUCAAGAGCAGCAAGGUGGCCAGGCUGCACCAGCCGGUGAAGGAGCUGCACAACCUGCUUAAUGGCAUCAUAGCUGUGGCUAUUGUGGUUGUUAUUAU
Molecule: messenger RNA, 2966 nt
Organism: Ruditapes philippinarum (Manila clam)
Lineage: Eukaryota; Metazoa; Mollusca; Bivalvia; Venerida; Veneridae
Exons: 2
Coding region: 159-2930 (923 amino acids)
Source: RefSeq, a predicted model, not a curated record